AAAAAAUAUAUUUUUAGAUUCAGAAGCUAAUUGCAAUUCACAAGCAAACACAAAUAAGAAAUUAUUUGUUUAGAUUGAACCCUUCGAUAAACCAAAGAUUCAAUUAGAUCCUAUAAAAUCUCAGAAGAAGUGGAGUCUAAAAUACAUCAGCAAUAGAGUUAUGAUGGAAUUAUCAAAUGAAGCUAUGGCUUAUAGUGAUAUUUGUUAAUAAUUGACAGAGGAGAUGAUUUAAGAGUUUAAUGGAUAAUACAAUGAUAAACAGAAAGAAAUCAAAAAUCUUAGAAGAAGAGUUUAUGAUGCAUUAAAUGUUAUGAUUUCAAUUGGAAUAGUAAUUAAGGAGAAGAAAUUGAUAAGAAAGAAUACAGAAACAUAAGUUAAUCUAACAAAAUAGAAUUUAAUAAUUAGAAAAGUAAUAAAUUAAAAUUAAUUUUAACAGCAAAAUUUAAAAGAAUAAUUAUAAAUAAAGAAAACUUCUGCAACAAAUCAAAUUAAAUAAUAAGAAAGCCUUAAGAAACUUGUAGAAUUGAAUAAAAUGAGAGAUGUAGAUGAAAGUGAGAAAAUAAGAUUUCCAUUCAUUCUUGUCAAAACUUAAUUAAAUAAUAAUGAUGAAGUAUAAUAUAUCCAUAAAACUAAAUUAGGAUGAAUUAGUACUUGAAUAAAAUAAAUCAAUGGAUUAUUUGAAAGUCUUUAGUAAGAACUAACUUGAUCUAUAGUUAGAUCUAAAUGUAGUACAAAAACUAUUUCAAAUUGAACAUAUGAUAUUGUGA
Molecule: messenger RNA, 767 nt
Organism: Paramecium primaurelia
Lineage: Eukaryota; Ciliophora; Oligohymenophorea; Peniculida; Parameciidae
Source: the annotation of a GenBank genome assembly